This is a messenger RNA of Fusarium verticillioides 7600, 2498 nucleotides long. RefSeq lists its product as hypothetical. The transcript has 2 exons. Gene Ontology annotation, cellular component: U4 snRNP; precatalytic spliceosome; U4/U6 x U5 tri-snRNP complex. NCBI's taxonomy places the organism in Eukaryota, Fungi, Ascomycota, Sordariomycetes, Hypocreales, Nectriaceae. The coding region runs from base 317 to 1882 and encodes 521 amino acids. The record is from RefSeq and is a predicted model, not a curated record. Gene Ontology annotation, biological process: mRNA splicing, via spliceosome; spliceosomal tri-snRNP complex assembly.
ACAACCUACUCAAGUAUCUUGCGACAAUCACCGUUGCUCAUUCACAGCAUCCUUCCUACACACGACGCCACUAUGUCGACUGUCGCAGACGACCUCCUCAACGAUUUUGGAAGCUCCGGCGAUGAGGCCGAAGAAGAGCUCAACGACGGCCUCAUCAAGGAUGAAGAGGCAACCGCCGGCAACCGUGACGCCAUGGAGUUGGAUGGCGAUGCUGAGAGAAAGGUCGACGAAGAUUCGGAUGAUGGAUUGAACGACAGAGAAGAUUCCGAAGCAACAAAAGUAAAGGUCGAGAAGAUGCAACUUGGAGGAGUAAAGGAUGUUAGAAGCGUUGCCAGCCUCAUGCAAACGCUUGAACCAGUUCUCGAGCCCUGACGUAUUGCCUCGAACGCUACAGAGAAUCGCACAUUACCGAUCGCAAGCCGCGACGCAGAGUACCAAUGUCGGAAACAUCGAAGAUCAUCCCGAGUAUCAUCUUCUGACGCAGUCCAACAGCCUUUCAACCCAGAUCGAUGGCGAGGUUGUCCUCGUUCAUAAGUUCAUUCGCGACCACUACUCGACGAGGUUUCCCGAGCUCGAGCGACUUGUUACUACGCCACUAGAAUAUGCCAAGGUCGUUGCUAUCAUCGGAAAUGGUCCGUUGGAUUCGGAGAGUAUUAAGGCUCUGCAGACUUCGACUAACAACCCGCUUGGAAUAACACUCAAGUCCGUCCUUGAUGGGCCGUCACUCAUGAUAGUGACGGUCGAGGCCACCACAUCAAAGGGCCACGAGAUGACACCCGAAGAGCUUCAGCGCGUCUACAAGGCAUGCGAUAUGGUGAUUGCCCUCAACAAGGCCAAGCAGACUCUCGCCGAGUACGUGCAGUCGCGCAUGAACAUUUUUGCGCCAAAUCUGACAGCCCUUGUUGGUUCUCUUACGGCCGCCCAACUCCUCAACGCGGCAGGCGGACUGACAGGUCUCUCCAAGACGCCUGCUUGCAACAUCGCCUCUUGGGGAUCCAAGAAGAAGCACUCGGGGCUUGCUACGAAUAUAGGUGUUCGGCAGCAGGGCUACCUUUACAACUCGGAGAUGAUCCGAGGCAUUCCUACCGACUUGAAGAAGCAAGCCUUGAGAAUCGUGUCGGCCAAGCUAGUUCUGGCUGCCCGGGUUGAUCGCACACACUCCAGUCCGGAUGGAUCCACAGGGGAGGAGCUCAAAUCAGCAUGUCUUGAACGCCUUGAGAAGCUGACAGAGCCACCUCCCAACAAAGGACAGCGUGCGCUCCCUGUGCCAGACGAUAAGCCAUCCCGCAAGCGAGGUGGACGACGUGCUCGCAAGGCUAAGGAGGCUCUCGCUAUGACUGAUCUUCGUAAGCAACAGAACCGUAUGGCAUUUGGCAAGGAGGAAAGGGAGGUCGGAUAUGGCACUGGCGAGUCAACUGUUGGUAUGGGCAUGAUUGGUCAGUCCAACGACGGCCGCAUUCGCAGCACCCAGAUAGACCAGCGCACACGCGCAAAGCUCAGUGCCAAAAACAAGGGCUGGGGCGGAAACAGCACCGUGGGUGGUGCUGCGUCGUCUAUCGGUGGCUUUGGCCAAGCGUCUAAUAUUGAUCUACGAGGGCGCGGCUUACGAGCGUCGGGAGUUGGCAGCACCAUCGGUUCAGCAACCGGCAUAGCAUCAUCUUUGUCAUUCACGCCCGUCCAAGGUCUGGAGCUCGUUGACCCCAAGAUGCAGGCAGAACUCAGCAAGAAGCGCAAGGCCGAGGAGGACCGUUGGUUCAAGGGCGGCAGCUUCACACAGGUCGGAGGGUUGUCAGAUGGAAGCGUUUUCAAGGUGCCGGCGCUCCCAGCAGCCAAACGUGUCGAUACAGGCGCAACCAAAACGAAUACCUCGGCAUCAAAAUAAUUACGGCCUCAGUAUCAUUCCUACACCACGGCAACUUAGUGCUUCAGGGGUCACUGCGUGGCUUGGUUGUCAUGGGAAAGUUCAGGGUUGUCAUGGGAAAGCAAACAUUUGCAUCAUGAUGAUCAUGUAUUACUGUACAACGGCUUGCGGUUCGGGGAACCGGUCCUGUAACAACCCCGCGCGCAGGAUUACUACGGCGCUACCAACUACGACGAUCAGCGAGGAAUACGUUGGCAGAGUGUAAGGUAAGAAACAGGCGGGCAUUUCAUUCGGGCAGGCGUUUGGCGAGAACGGCGUUUCAGGGAGAGGAUCUAUGAAUCCCAGGAGCAGAGCAGAAUGGGAAAGUAAUUAGCACUCUAGCUCUGGUAGUUUCGAAUGGGUCUGACUGGUAAUUACGACAUGCUGUCCUUGAUCCGGAAUGUGAUUAAACACGAGACCGUAAUGUCGAGAAACCGGCUUAGAUAGAGCUCGAAACAAAGGCAAAGUCGUUAGUAGGUUCAAGUUUGCCGUGCAGUACUCCAUACAAGUCAGUAGUUGACACGGGCACCGGGGUGUCUAGUCCAAAAACGGGCUGGCCAAGGAAAAAUAUAAAUCACAAAUCUCGAUCGAUCGACAG